AUGCAGAAGCCUUUCCUGCUGCUGCUGCCCUUAGCAUCUGUUAGCUGCGCCUACACCAGCUGCUUCUUGCUGCCAACGACGCCGCAGCAGCAGCACCAGCAGCAGCAACUGCAGCAGCUGCUGCUACUCCGGCCUUCCGUAUCUGCAGCACUGCAGCCUCGAGCCAUGACGAGCUCAAGGACCCCAGCGGCGCCUGCAGCAGCAGCAGCAGCAGAUGGUGGUGCUGCAGUUGGCGUCCCUGCAGCAGCAAACUGCAACACAUCAAGCGCCUCAACAAGUGCAGCAGCAGCAGCAGCAGCAGACACAGAGAAUCAAGACGCUGCCCCUACAGCGUCGGACACAGCAGCCGAGCCAGCUGCAGCAGCAGCGCCAGCUGCAGCAGCAGCACCAGCUGCAGCAGCAGCACCAGCUGCUGCAGCAGCUGCAGCAGCAAAAGGGCUGCUUAGGAGAUACGCGGCCUGCAAGAGCUGGAAGCGCAACAAGGCGGAAGUCAUCGAAAAAUGGAUGCGCGAGAACAAUCUGCCCUUUGUGGCGCUGGACAAAGUCCCCCCAGCAGCUUGGGGCUUCAUGGACUUUGAAAGCAAGGAGCAGCUGGCAGCAUUUGAGCGGGCGACGGAGCGGCUGCCGUUUAGAGGCAACUUAAUAUACCUGCACAAGGCCAGGUCUCGCAGCAAUAAGCAGCAGCAGCAGCAGCAGCAGCAGCAGGGGCAAGAGGAGCAGCAGCAGCAGCAGCGUGAGGGCAAAGCAGACAGGAAGCAAAGCAAAGCUCCAGACAGCGAAGGGCCUCCCCCGAAGAGGCGCCAGACGCAGGCCGGCAACGCACGGCCAGCAGCAGCAGCAGCAGCAGCAGCA
This is a messenger RNA of Eimeria tenella, 852 nucleotides long. RefSeq lists its product as uncharacterized. Lineage: Eukaryota; Apicomplexa; Conoidasida; Eucoccidiorida; Eimeriidae. The record is from RefSeq and is a predicted model, not a curated record. The annotation marks the transcript as partial. The transcript has 3 exons.